AAUUCAGGAAAUGGGAUCUCUGGUGUUACUGCAAAUACAAUCCUCCUGAACACAGUUGCAGGAGCAAAACAAUACAGUUGGUUGACCCAUCAAAUAACUUCAUGAAAGACACCUGACCUUUUCUGCGAUGAUCAGGCAUCUGCUAGCGGUAGUAUGCCUUGCAGUGGCGGUCCUAAUCGGUCCCGAGAUUGGUUAUGUAUUGGAUUUGAUCCCCGGAUGGGACACGGUGAAAUCGUGUAUCACAGACACAGGGCACGCCGCUGGGGACACGAUUCGGCUGCUUGAUUUGCAGGAGCUAUCCCGGUAUAAUGGACAGCAAGGCAGUCCCGGCGUGUACCUUUCCAUUCUGGGACAGGUGUUUGAUGUGGGGAAGGGACACAAACAUUAUGGACCUGGGGGGUCCUACCAUUUCUUUGCAGGAAGAGAUGCGUCCCGAGCCUUCGUGACGGGGGAUUUCACAGAAGCCGGCCUUGUGGAUGACGUGUCAGGACUCUCACCUGCUCAAAUCUUGUCCCUCUCUGAAUGGCUUUCCUUCUACAAUAAAGAUUAUAUACUUGUUGGCAGGCUGGUGGGGAGGUACUACAGUGAGACGGGGGAGCCCACAGAGGCUCUGAAGCAGGUUGAGUCUGCCAUGGCUGAGGGGCUGGAGCUCAGGGCGCAGGCUGAAGCGGACAAGCAGCGCUUCCCUCCCUGCAACUCUGAGUGGAGCUCAGGCAAGGGGGGCAGGGUGUGGUGCUCCACACAGAGUGGAGGUGUUCAGCGGGACUGGGUUGGCGUGCCCAGGAAGCUGUUCACGCCAGGCUCCAGCAGCCAGCGCUGUGUGUGUGUGCAGAGCAGCGGGCCCUCAUCCAGCCAGCAGCUCAGGGACAGGGGAGACCUGGACAGCCCCAACCUGCAGGAGUACCAGGACUGUCCCUCACUGGCAGAGUCCUGUCUGCUGACAGACUGACAACAGCAACCAAGCACUGCCUGUCUUUCUCAGACUUGCUUUUGUGGAGCACCAUUCUAUAUUCAUUGUAAAAACCAUUUAAGACUGUAAUAGUUCUGUAUUCCUUUUAUGGGAGGGUAAGAUUUGGAAGGAUGACUCAUAUAGUUGCUUAGUUACGCUUUAGUCUUUUUUCUUGUUUUUUUUUUAACAAUUUAAUAUCAAAUCAUUUGUCAGGGUUCCAUGGCAUCUGAUUUUGCCAGUUCAGAGACAGCACAGAAAGUUUUAAAACUAAAAACUACAACAAUCAAACACACCGCACAAUAAAAAGUAGAUACAAAAAUAAAAGACGACUCAUCUAUACAUUAAAUCAACAUUGUUUGAUAACAAACCAGAGACAAAGCAUUUUAAACAUAUACCGCCUCUACUAGCUGCAGUAUUACAUUCCCAUUUUCUUUUUUUUUGGUAUAUUGUGUUCGUAACUCAUUCUUCUAGAUUUGAAUAGCCUGUAGUUUACACUACGUGACAAGACUGAGAUGCGUUGUUUCCAGACAGAGUGCGCACAGAUACUUGUACGUCUGACGUCAGAUGCUAUUGAACAAAUUGUAGGAAUGCCUCCUACAACCAAAACAAGUCACAACAGAGGUACAUGCGUCCUACCUGAUUAGAAGUAACAUCAUACUACAUAUCCAAGAUCAGCAUCACAUAUAAUAGAUUAACACUCAUUCUAUAACACAGGCUUGUUUCUUUUCUGACAGCUUAUGUCGUAAACUAUGUACUUGAUCAUAGGCUACCUGUUGUUCAGAUUGUUCAAAUAAAUAAACUAUAUGUUAAAAAAGGGUGUUAAAUAUACAUGUAUACAUCUUUUAAUCACCAAAAUAGCUUAUUGAUUGUUAUUAUUUUGUAACAAAUAAUAAGCUUAAUCAAUAAUAAGAAUAAUAAUGCAUGUUUGUUGUCAUGCUGAUGCGCUGGGGAGGCCGCACUGUGGUUGAUCCCCGGAGCCAGCAUCGCAGCCGUUGUGUGUGCUGAUGCGCCAGGGAGGCAAAAUAAGCUGAUCCCUGGAGCCAGCAUUACACUUCAGCCAUUAACACCAGACAGAAGGAUAUCUACAUCAUCAUAUGGAAGGAAACGUAAAUGGAUGGAGACACAUAUGGCUCACAUUAGUUUACUGUAAAGCUACGUCUUAGUUGGUGCUUAUCUUGGCGAGAGCCGAGUUCAAAUCAGCAUGAAGUUUUAACAUCUACUCUCGUGUAAUGGAAAUUAUGUAAAUCCCUGUAUAUUCAAAUAGAACUGGGAGAGGUAGCAGAACCUUGGUUUGUUUACACAUCUGGUACAUACCGUUCCUGUUACUCAUCAUUGAAUUAAGAUCCGCCCACAUGGUGGAGCUUUAAAAACUGCUGAACAUGAGCUCAUUCUUUCAGUAUCCAGAACUGCAGCAACUCUGAUACCCACCACUUUCAAGAUCCAGCCAGUCUGCCAAUUUAUUAUCACCUAUUUGGAUAGGAGAACAAAAACAAAACCAGAGACGCCGGGAGUAUGGAAACCUACGAUCACUUAUGGAAGGAACUCCUGGAAAGUCUUGAGACAGAAGUCUUGAAAAAAAUAUUUAAAGUCACCAAGCCAGAUUCUAAAAGAAGAUGUCCUAUCAAACCCAUAAUGAUCAGCAGUGUGGUGAAGAACACGCUCAGCUCUAAGGAACUGUUGUCACGCACAGCGCUCACCAAAAACAUCCUCUACAAGUUUGCACUUGUCAGAUGCGGGAGUGUUAACAUUUCUCAAACCAGAGAUAAAAUCACUCAGGAAAUACUGAAGUAUUGGAAUACACGGGGUCUGCCAGGUUACAGGCUUAGAGACCACGAACAGAGGGAAUGCGGAAAAAUACUUGUGCGUCUAGAGGAAUCUACUAUUGUGGAAAUCUGGAAAAAGGUGAAGACAUGCCAUGAAAGGGAAUGGACUCUCAGCCUCCUAGACGACAUUGUGAAGUCUCUACCCUCCGUGGAAUGGCUUCUGCAACGAAGAUGUAUCACGAGGGAGAUGCUUAUGUCCUACUUGGUUAGCGAGAACAACACAAUUGAUGGCCAACCUUCAAAAGAUGAACUUGUCAGGGCUGUGUUGCACAACAUCAGUCAGUAAAAUUUUUGACUUUUUAGUACACACUAAUUUUUUCUGUAGAAACUCUUAUGCAGAUGUUAUAUUUAUGCACUAAAUGUUAAAAGCAUGCAUUUUUCUAAAACACUUCCAUUUUAUUAAAAUUAAAGUUAAGGUUUUUGCAUGUUUAUUUUAGUUGAAGGAUCUAUUAAAACUAAUAUAUAACAGACAUAUUAGAUAUUACCAAGUGAAAAUGGUUGAUACUACAUAUCAUUUUAUCAACACGCUACUAGAGUAAAUCAUCAUGUUUAAAAGAUGCCUCGCAGUCUUGGGAGGGUGACAUAGUGGCAAGUAAAUUUCAAUUAUAAAGAAAGUUUGUGUCCCUAUAACAAACUAUUGGGAAAUCUAAUCAAAGUGGUCAGUCAACAAAGUCCAUAUGUGGUUAAACUAGGGAAGAAUGUAGCGACCAGUCUAAGUGUAAAUGUGAAGUUGACUGGGGAACACUGAAACUUUACUUGUGUCAGAAUUAAAAUAAAUAAUUUUAAAAGA
Messenger RNA from Acipenser ruthenus (sterlet), 3562 nucleotides. Its product is annotated as neuferricin-like. NCBI's taxonomy places the organism in Eukaryota, Metazoa, Chordata, Actinopteri, Acipenseriformes, Acipenseridae. Gene Ontology annotation, cellular component: endomembrane system; membrane. The coding region runs from base 128 to 949 and encodes 273 amino acids. The transcript is spliced from 4 exons. The record is from RefSeq and is a predicted model, not a curated record.